Molecule: messenger RNA, 2829 nt
Organism: Aspergillus heteromorphus CBS 117.55
Lineage: Eukaryota; Fungi; Ascomycota; Eurotiomycetes; Eurotiales; Aspergillaceae
Product: putative GARP complex subunit Vps53
Exons: 3
Coding region: 141-2795 (884 amino acids)
Biological process (GO): retrograde transport, endosome to Golgi
Cellular component (GO): GARP complex
Source: RefSeq, a predicted model, not a curated record
GUCUUUACAGCUUUUCGUUUCCCUUCGCUCCUUUGGCCCUUCUUGCGCGCGUGUCUAUGCUUACUCGGUGAAUUGGCGAAUGCCCCGUAGCUGGCAUUGCAGCAUGUGUCUGGCGUUGACCACGCUCAGGAGCUAAUGGAAUGUCCGCCACUACUACCACCACCACAAACCCCCCCGGCCAAAUGCCCCCCAACGGAGCGGCUAAUGUCGACCCUCUAGAUGCAGCGGACUACGAUCCAGUCGAUCAUCUCAACACGAUCUUCUCCCACCCCUCCACGCUGUCGUCCGUGUCCCGGGUCUCCCAGACCCUCCACGAAUACGAAGAUGAGCUCGACAACGAUAUCGGCGCACUGGUGGAGGACCAGGUCACAUCCAAUGCGGAGAGUGUCGAGCGCAUCCAGGCCGCCAAGGCGGAUUUGACGGAGCUGUUCAAGAAGAUCGACGACGUGCGCGACCGCGCGUCCUCGACCGAGUCGGCUAUCACGGAGAUGACGGCGGAUAUCAAGCAGCUGGACAAUGCGAAGAAGAACCUCACACAGUCGAUGACGGUGCUGAAGAGGCUGCAGAUGCUGACGACGGCGUAUGACCAGCUACGCGCCCUGGGUCGGACGCGGCAGUACCGGGACUGUGCCCAGCUGCUGCAGGCGGUGAUCCAGCUGAUGGCGCAUUUCAAGUCGUACCGCUCGAUCGACCAGAUCGCUCUUCUCAGCAGGAAUGUUGCGGACAUACAGCGGGAGCUUUUGGAGCAGGUCUGCGAGGACUUCGAGAUGGCGUUCGCCAGGGGGGAAGUCGGCCAAAGCAGACCCGUUCUUUCGGAAGGCUGUCUGGUCAUAGAGGCACUGGGCGACCAUGCCAAGUCCAGGCUGGUGACCUGGUACUGCAACUUCCAGCUGCGCGAGUACAGGCAGGUGUUCCGGAACAACGAGGAGGCCGGGUCGUUGGACAACAUCUCGCGGCGGUACGCAUGGUUUAGGCGCAUCCUGAAGAUCUACGAUGAGGAGUACGGGGCCAUAUUUCCCGCGGCUUGGAAAGUCAAUGAGAUCCUGGCGAAUGUCUUCUGUGAGGGGACACGGGAGGACUUCAAGGGCAUUCUCUCCCGAUCCGUGCGCAAUGGCCAGACGAUCGAUGUCAACCUGCUGCUGUCGUGUCUGCAGGAGACACUGGACUUUGAACACUCCCUGGAACGGCGGUUCAUCAACCCGUCCCGUCAUUCGACGGAUACGUUUGCCUCGGGCGAGGCAACUGUCUUUGGCCAGGCCAUCUCGGAGGCGUUCGAACCCUAUCUGAGUGUAUGGGUGGAGGCUCAGGACAAGCAGCUGGCUGCGCUGAUGCCUAAAUAUCGGCAACAACCUAUUAAGCCUCCGGAUGAGGAGUUCGACUCGCAUAUUGUCAUAUCCUCCUCUACGGACCUUUUCACAUUUUACCGGCAUUCGUUCCAGCAAUGCGCGAAGCUAUCUACUGGUGCAAGUCUGGCAGACCUGGCCAAGGUCUUUGCGAAGUACUUGGAUCACUACGCGCAAACAGUCCUGCUAUCCUACAUCAGCGAGCGCCCGACGGGUCACACUCCGUCAAAGGUGCCGGAUACUGAAGACCUAAUCUUGGUUCUCAACACCGCGGAUUACUGCUACACGACCUGCAAUCAGCUGGAGGAGAAGAUCAAGGGCAGGCUCGACAGGAGCCUCAAGCAGACCGUAGACCUGCAGAGUCAGGCGGACUCUUUCAUGGGCAUAGCGUCUGCGGCUGUUCGAGGGCUUGUGCGGAAGGUUGAGGUUGAUCUGGAGCCCUGCUGGCGGGAGAUGCGCAACACGCCUUGGAACCGGCUGGAGGGCGUGAGCGACCAGAGCUCCUACGUGGGCGAGCUGAUGUCCAAGACACAAACUAGGUCCUCGGAACUCCUGCAGCUUCUGCAUAAGCAGCAGUACGCCCGAGCUUUCGCAGACCAUGUCGUCGAGCUGAUCUCAACCGUAUUCAUCGCGACCAUUUUCCAGUGCAAGCCGGUCUCAGAGACCGGAGCGGAGCAGAUGCUCCUCGACACCUAUACCCUCAAAACCGGACUCUCGUCACUUCUCCCCAACCCCGCGCCAGCAAGCUUCGUCAAGCGCGUCAACGCCAGCUUCGCGAAGAUCGAAGCCCUCCUCAAGACCCUCCAAGUGCAACCGUCUCCCCCCGAAGCCCUCGUGCAGGCCUACCUCAUCCACAUCGCCGACCAAAGCAACACGAACUUCCGCAAGAUCCUCGACCUCAAAGGCAUCCGCAGCCGCCAGGAGCAGAACCACCUCCUGGAAUUAUUCCAGCUCCACCGCGCCUCCGAUCGCUAUGCACCGAACCUCCAACAGAGCAACCCCAUCCUAACCGCCCUGCAAACCUCCACCGCCCCCACCACCAGCUCCGUCUCCCAGGGCCUCGGCCUCGGCACCGCCGCGGCGUCCAUCGGCGCCUCGACCCUCCCCACGCGCUUCGACCCCUCCAUGCUUGGCUCCGCCAUCAUCUCCGCCGCCAAAGACGGCGUCGACCGCUUCGGCACCCCGAUGGGCUCCUCAUCAAUCAACCCCAUCGCCGGCCUUGCUCCCCCCGGAGCCGGAGGCGUCUCCAUCUCAGGCGCCUCGGCCUCCCCAUCCUCCUCAUCCACACCUGGACCCUUGGGACUGGGACUGGGACAGACCCAGACCGGAGAGAGUUCCAUAUCCUCUGCGGGAAAUCUUAACGAGAAUCUGAAGAAUAUUGGGAAGUUUUUCCGGAGGGAUCUAGGUGGUUUUGGGGGGAGAUUUGGGCGGGGUGGUGAUGAUGCGAGUUGAUGUAUGUGUGUGUGUAUAUAUUUUUUCGAAAGCG